Messenger RNA from Prunus dulcis (almond), 2929 nucleotides. Its product is annotated as protein SMAX1-LIKE 3-like. The transcript is spliced from 3 exons. Bases 213 to 2693 code for a protein of 826 amino acids. The record is from RefSeq and is a predicted model, not a curated record. Lineage: Eukaryota; Viridiplantae; Streptophyta; Magnoliopsida; Rosales; Rosaceae.
CUCAUCAAACACAAUAUAAAUCAGCUGAGCAUGUAAACUACUUCAAAUUAAACCAGCAACAAGGCCCCCAGAAAAAUAUUUUUAUCCAAACGAAACCCAUUAAGCCAAACCCUUUGGGAGUCUAAUAGAGUGAUCCUUAUAUAUACAAUCUUCCUGUGUACCUACUGGGAAAACUAAGCUAGAAAGCAAACAUUUAUAUAUAACUAGAGAUCAUGAGAGCAGGAAUUUGCAUAGUCCAGCAGGCUCUAACAGUAGAGGCUGCAAGCAUGGUAAAGCAAUCCAUUAGCCUUGCUAGACGGCGGGGUCAUGCCCAAGUGACUCCUCUCCAUGUGGCAAGUGCUAUGCUUGCUUCUCCCACAGGACUUCUUAGAAGGGCCUGCUUGCAAUGUCACUCUCAUCCCCUCCAGUGCAAGGCUCUUGAGCUUUGUUUCAAUGUGGCCCUCAACCGCCUCCCUGCUUCAACCCCAAGCUCCAUACUAGGAACAGGUGGCCCUCACUACUCCAAUAACCCGUGUUUCUCCAAUGCCUUGGUCGCAGCCUUCAAGCGUGCUCAGGCUCACCAACGCCGUGGCUCUGUUGAGAACCAGCAGCAGCCUAUUUUAGCCCUAAAGAUAGAGUUAGAACAGCUCAUAGUCUCUAUUUUAGAUGACCCAAGUGUUAGUAGAGUCAUGAGAGAGGCUGGUUUCUCUAGUCCCCAAGUCAAAAGCAGAGUAGAACAAGCUGUUUCUGUUUCUUUAGACAUCAUUUCUUCUACUCAAAUAAGUCCUAGUAGCCAGUUCAAGGAUAGCAGUGCUAAACAACCUCUAGAGCUCAUUGGUACUCACCAUCAUGUGUCGUCUCCACCUGCACUCGGAGAACAAAAACACUUUGAUCAAACUAGGCAUGAAGAUGUAAUGAGUGUAUUGAGAGAAAUGUUGAACAAGAAAAUAAGAAACAUUGUUGUUGUAGGAGAGUGUCUGGCUACAGCUGAAGGUGUAGCUAGGGGAGUGAUGGAUAAGUUUGAGAGAGGAAAUAUAAUUAAUGCUGCUCAAGAUCAGGGGGAUUUGAGGUAUGUGAAGUUUAUAUGUGUUCCUCUCUACUCUUUGAGGAACAUCUCUAGAGAAGAGCUUGAAGAGAAAUUUGCAGAGCUCAGGAGCCUGAUUAAAAGCUACAUAGGCAGAGGGAAUGUUGUCUUGUACUUGGGAGAUCUCAUGUGGGUUUCUGAGUUUUGGUCCAAUUAUGCUGAGCAGAAAAGGAACUGUUACAGUCAUAAUUUGGAGCAAAUAAUCAUGGAGCUUAAGAGAUUGGUGUGCAGAAUCGGGGAGGAUGGAAGAUUGUCACUUAUGGGAAUUGCAACUUUCCAGACCUACAUGAGAUGCAAAACAGGCCAGACUUCUCUAGAGAAAAUUUGGGAUCUCCAUCCUGUCGCGGUCCCAGUUGGAAGCCUGAGCUUAAGUCUAAACUUUGACAGUUAUUUGCAAGCUGAUAUGAGUACCAUGGCACCAAAAGAUCAGUCUGAUCAGGUUUCCACCACUUCCACCAUCUCAAGCUUGCCCUUGUGGCUCCAAAAGUGCAGGGAAGAGAACAGAAACAAUGAUAAGCAGGAAUGUAUUGAAGUCAACAAUAUCUGCAACAAGUGGAACUUAUUGUGCAGUCCAGCGCCCCAAAAACACCCCCACUAUCCAGAUAAACUAACUUUCAAUUCUUCUUCAAAAUCUCUUACUUCCACCAAGCCACUCUCUUCACAUGAUUGCAGCCUAAACCUACAUUUCAAGGAUGAUGAACCCAAAGACUCACCAAAAGAACACCAAUUCUGGGGGUUUGAAGAUAAUGAUGAUGACUGUUAUGAAAACCAAAAUGAGACUAAGCCAGAUCUCUUAUCAAAUCCUAACUCUAGUCCUAAUUCGGCUUCGUCAAGCGAGGUAAUGGAAGACAUGGAUGACGUCCUUGGAAGGUUCAAGGAGUUUAACGCUGAAAAUGUCAAACGUCUAUGUGAAGAAAUAGAAGACAAGGUUCCAUGGCAGAAAGAGAUCAUUCCUGAAAUCGCCACAACGAUCCUCAAGUGCAGGUCUGGUAUGAGCCAAAGGAAAGGUAACCUCAAACACAAGGAGGGCAAAGAAGAAAGUUGGCUCUUCUUUCUAGGCUUUGACUCUAAAGGCAAAGAGAAGAUUGCAAGGGAGCUGGCUAGACUUGUUUUUGGCUCUCAGAACAACUUUGUAUCAAUUGGCCUCAGCAGCUUUUCUUCACCAAGAGUUGAUUCCACUGAAGAAUAUUCGAAAAACAAGAGGGCACGAAACGAGUUCGGUUGCAGUUAUGUCCAGAGAUUUGGCGAAGCUUUGAAUGAGAAUCCUCACCGAGUGUUCUUCGUGGAAGACCUUGAACAAGUUGAUUAUUCUUCUCAAAAGGGUAUCAAGUACGCAAUUCAAAGUGGAAGAAUAACACUUGCUGACGGUGAAACUCAUGUUCCUCUUAAGGAUGCUAUUGUGAUUUUCAGUUCUGAAAGUUUCAGCUCAAUUUCCACAGCCUGCUCUCCUGCAAGAAGCCGAAAAUCGGAUGAAGCAACCAAAGAGAAAGAGGAUGAUCAUAACUUGGUGGAGAAAAUCCCAUGUGUCUCACUGGAUUUGAAUCUUACUAUUCAAGAUGAUAAUGAAGAGGAGCUUUCAGAUGCAGACUAUGCUAUAUUGGAAGCUGUGGAUAGGCAGAUUUUUUUUUAAAACUCAAGAAUCACAAUAGAAGACAAUUCAAACUGAUCUUUAAUUCCUGAAGUUUUAACUCUUUCUUUUUUGGUUUUUUUUUUUUUUUUUUUUUCAUUGAUGGGGAGGUAAAGAAAUGUUUAACUUAAUAUGGGAAAGAGGUAGGUUAGUUUGUAAGCAUUUUUCAUGAUUGGAAGCUAGCUAGGAUUUUGCUUUGUUUUCUUUGCUAGAAUUUUGUUAUGAGCAAAAGUUGUGUA